Molecule: messenger RNA, 3786 nt
Organism: Hyla sarda
Lineage: Eukaryota; Metazoa; Chordata; Amphibia; Anura; Hylidae
Product: tigger transposable element-derived protein 1-like
Exons: 6
Coding region: 179-2494 (771 amino acids)
Biological process (GO): regulation of DNA-templated transcription
Cellular component (GO): nucleus
Molecular function (GO): DNA binding
Source: RefSeq, a predicted model, not a curated record
AAGAUGGUCAUGUGACUGCAGUGGGCGGAGUUUAAACGUGUCGUAAAGCUACAGUGGCUGAAUUUCGAUUCCAUUUUGAAGUUUUAUUACUUUGUGCAGCUUUACAGCUGAUCCAGUUGUCUCCUCUUCUCCUCCAGCUGAUCCAGUUGUCUCCUCUUCUCCUGAAUGACCCGCAAAGAUGGACAAGGACAGGAAUGAGACGACUAAGAGAAUAUUACACUUCACCUUGGAGAUCCUCCACCUGCUGACCGGAGAGGAUUACACCAUAGUGAAGAAGACAUGGGGGGAGUGUGUGGACCCCAGCAGUCAUCUUCAUGAGUCAGGAGGACAGAGCAGGGCCCGGGGCCCCAUCAUGGAGCCUCCACCUCUCUCACUGAUACAAGAGGAGAAGAUCCUAGAACUCACCCACAGGAUCACUGAGCUGCUGACUAGAGAGGUUCCUAUAAGGUGUCAGGAUGUGGCGGUCUAUUUCUCCAUGGAGGAGUGGGAGUAUGUAGAAGGACACAAGGAUCUGUACCAGGACAUAGUCAUGAUGGAGGAUCACCGGCCCCUCACAUCACAAGUCAGCACCGCACAGUCCAGUCCGUAUUGUGAGGUCCAUAUGGUGCAGUCCAGUCAGCAUCGAGUAGUCCAGUCCGUAUCCUGCAGUCCAGUCCGGAACAUUCCAGUCCAGUCUGUAUCCUGCAGUUCAGUUCCCAGCGUUCCAGUGCAGUCCACAUUGUGCAGUUCAUACAGCAGCGUUCCAGUUCAGUCCACAACGUACAGUCCAUACAGCAACGUUCCAGUCCAGUCCGUAUUGUACAGUCAAGUCAACAGUGUUCCAGUCCAGUCCUCAUGGUGCAGUCCGAUUGGCAUGCUUCCAGUCCCACCGUGCAGGCCUGCGGUACACCGGCGUCGUGCUCAGAACCACAGACUACUCCAGAACAGGCAGAAAAUCUCCAUUAAAACCAAGCAGGAAAUCCUCAAAAAGUACGACAGCGGGAUGAAGAUCAGCCAGUUAGUGCAACACUAUGGCUUCUCACAAUCAACAGUGUCCACGAUCGUGAAGAGCCGCGACACGCUCAACAGCAUCAAAGUGACCGACCAGUCAACCACCGUGCACAAGGGUCGAGACCUCAUCGUGGAGAUGGAGCGGCUGCUCUAUCUGUGGAUCGAGGAAAAGCAGAUGACAGGUGACACCGUCCCUGGAAACGUCAUCUGUCAAAGGGCAAAAUGUAUUUUUGAAGAGCUGAAAGCAAAGGCAGAAUCGAGUGGUGACACCGCCGGCGCCAACCGGUAUAAAACGUUCAGAGCCAGCAAAGGUUGGUUUAAUCGCUUCAGGCAGAGGUGUGAGGUGAGGAGCGCCGCACAAAUUCUAAAUCAACAAGCAGCCGAUUUCUUUAAGCUGGAAUUUCAGUGUCUGGUGGAGGACGAAGGCUACUUACCGCAACAAGUCUUCAAUUGUGCCGAAACGGGGCUGUUCUGGAAGAAGAUGCCGAAGCGAACGUUUAUCACCAGAGAAGAAGUCGGAGUUCCUGGACAUAAGCCAAUGAAGGACCGACUGACCCUCCUGGUGGGCGCCAAUGCGUCGGGAGAUUUUAAACUGAAGCCGAUGUUGGUUUACCAUACGGACACGCCGAGAGUCUUUGAAGAGAAGAAAGUCAUUAAGGACAAUCUCGGUGUGUUUUGGCGCUGCAACAAGAAGGCCUGGGUCACCGGACAUGUGUUUUAUGAAUGGGCUACCGAAGUGUUUUGCCCUUUGGUAAUGUCCUAUCUGGAGAGGAACCAACUACCCCUAAAAGCCCUUCUUCUGGUAGACAGCGCCCCUGGUCACGACCCGGCACUGGCAGAAUCCUUGGCCCAGUUCGGCUUCAUUACGGUCAAAUUUCUUCCUCCAAACACCACUCCUCUUCUUCAACCCAUGGACCAAGAGGUCAUCUCAACCUUCAAGAAGCUCUACACCAAGAAGAUGUUUGCUGAAUGCUCCGAGGCCACCGAAGCCGACAAAAACUUGACUCUGAAAGAGUUUUGGAAAACACAAUUCACAAUCUUGGACGGCGUGAGGCUGAUUGUGAGCGCGUGGAACGACGUUCCCACCCGCGUGCUCAAUUCUGCUUGGAAACCUAUGUGGCCGUCUGUCGUGUGUGAUGCGGAUGAUUCCGUGGCACAAGGAGACGACAUUGAGCAGGAAAUUGUGGAUCUGGCGCAGUCGAUGGGUCUGGAGGUGGAUGAAGAUGACGUGGAGGAACUGAUCCAAGAUCACGAGAAGGAAUUGACCACAGAAGAGUUACGUGAGCUCGAGAAGGAACUGAUCACAGAAGAGCUGCUGGAGCUCGAGAAGUCGGCGGAGCGCUACCUUGGUGAAGAGGACCUUGGUGAAGACGACCGUGGUGAAGACGACCGUGGUGAAGACGACCGUGGUGAAGAGGAACAUGGUGAAGAUGACCAUGAUGUCACUGAUCAGGAGAUGGAGGAUCUCUUUCCUUCCUGGGAAGUUGUGAAGAUCGUCGUCUGAAAACAUUCGGCGAUUUGUGUGAAUAUGAAGACAAGGUGCUGAGCAGAAAACCUGCAGAAAAAAACACCAGAGACAAAACACGUUGGGCACUGUUGGGAAAAAUUGAUAAUGGGAUCGAUUAAUCGAGCACUGAUUCAUUGUUAAAGGGGCACUCGGUCUCUCAGCCGGCUCCCAGCGGGGAAUAUAAAGUAAUGUUGUGGUAAUUUUAUAUUCCCUGACAGGAGCUCUGAUUGGUCGACGCCAAUUGAUCAGAGCUCCCAGCAGCGAAUAUGACAUCACAGCACUGUAACUUCAUAUUUCCGUGCUCGAUGUGCAGUGCUGACCCAAAAAAUGUGGCCCAAAGCCAGAACAUUUGUAACUAGUUUUUUGCUUAAAGGAGUACUCCGCCCCUAGACAUAUUAUCCCCUCCCGAAAGGAUCUCGGGGGAUCUCCCUGCAGCACCCGGUGUACAUCACGGCUAUGCCCUCUCAGGAUGUCACACUACGCCCCCUCAAUGCAAGUCUAUGGGAGGGGGUGUGCCAAGUCUAUGGGAGGGGGUGGCCCAAAUCUAUGGGAGGGGGCAUGGCGUGAUGGCACAAGCCUUUGGUGCCGCAAUGUCAGUCAUCCGGAAUGGAGCAAAGUUCGUUCCGUUCACCAGAUGUCUUGGGUGCUGCAGCCGCGAUCGUGGGGGUCCCAGUGGAGGGACCCCCGGGACCAAACAUCUUAUCUCCUAUCCAAAGGAUAGGGGAUAAGAUGUCUAGGGGCAGAGUACCCCUUAAAGCAAAACACUAGUUACACAUGUUCAGGCAUUAUGACAUUUAUAACAAAUUUUUUGGGUCAGAGCUGCACUUUGAGCACGGGAAUAUGAAGUUACAGUGCUGUGAUGUCAUAUUCUCCGCCAGGAGCUCUGUUUGGUCGACACCAAUUCACCAAUCAGAGCUCCUGUCGGGGAACAUAAAAUUACCGCACCAUAACUUCAUAUUCCCCGCUAGGAGUCAGCCGGCCAGGCAAAGUAAGGAAAAGGACCUUUUCUUAGAUGGCAUUAUGCCCUAACUGAUGGUGCCCGGACCUCGAACAGAACGGACAGUUCGUUAAAAAGCUGUCAGUGUUUUCCAACCGGGGUGCCUCCAGCUGUUGCAAAACUACAACUCCCAGCAUGACUUGCAGUCUUUGGAUGUCUGGGCAUGCUGGGAGUUGUAGUUUUGCAACAGCUGGAGGCACCCUAGUUAAAAAAAAACACUGUUCAUACCUUGUUCACUUGUUUUUAUAUGCCUACUGUUCAAACUUUUUAAAUUAAAGCCCAUUUUGCUGUU